Molecule: messenger RNA, 4339 nt
Organism: Bombina bombina (fire-bellied toad)
Lineage: Eukaryota; Metazoa; Chordata; Amphibia; Anura; Bombinatoridae
Gene: LASP1
Product: LIM and SH3 protein 1
Exons: 7
Coding region: 383-1165 (260 amino acids)
Cellular component (GO): focal adhesion
Molecular function (GO): actin filament binding
Source: RefSeq, a predicted model, not a curated record
CCCCCGCCCCUCUCGUAUUUGUCAUCGACAGCGCGGCAAAGAGACUGCAAGAGACAGGCGGAGAUUGUGGGAGAGACCGCGCUAUAGAGGGGUGGAAAGAAGCAGUGAAGGGUAGACUUGAUUAGAUCACAACAGGGGUUGAACGGGAGGAAAGCUUUGUGUAGGGAUUGAGGGCAUACUUCCUCGGAACAUAAAGAUCAGGCAAGGGAAGUGAGAGCUGAGGGAGGAAGAGGACAGCAGAGCAAGAGGAAAACAGUUUCCAGGGUUAUACACUGACAGACCGAAAGAGACAAAAGGGUGGAGAGGCAGCGGUAGGCUGUCUGUUAUACAGUAGGGUAGACGAGCGGUGUAUUGAGAUACAUACUGCGAUCUAGACAGCAAGAUGAACCCGAACUGUGCCCGGUGCGGGAAGAUCGUGUAUCCUACUGAGAAAGUCAACUGCUUGGACAAGUUCUGGCACAAAGCAUGCUUCCACUGUGAGACCUGCAAGAUGACGCUUAACAUGAAGAAUUACAAGGGAUACGAUAAGAAACCAUACUGCAGCUCACAUUAUCCUAAGCAGUCGUUCACCAUGGUGGCUGACACUCCAGAAAAUCUCCGUCUUAAGCAGCAGAGUGAACUGCAGAGCCAGAUUCGUUACAAGGAAGACUUUGAAAAGAAUAAAGGGAAAGGUUUUAGUGUUGUGGCUGACACUCCUGAGUUGCAGAGAAUUAAGAAGACACAAGAUCAAAUCAGUAAUAUAAAAUACCAUGAGGAAUUUGAGAAAAACAGGAUGGGAAAUCAGGAUGGUGGCGAUUUGGUGCGCAGAGGUUCAGAGGACGAUACUAGUUACCGCAGGUCUGCUCAGGAGAGUGCACAGUCGCAUCAACCGCCUACCAGCAGUCAAGGCUAUCAGAUGCAACCACCACAGCCACAGCAGCAGCAAGCAAAGUCUUACGGUUAUCAGGAACCUCAAGCGCCAGUAGCCCCACGCGGUGCCCCAUCUGGUGGGAAGCGUUUUCGUGCUGUGUAUGAUUACAAUGCAGCAGAUGAAGAUGAAGUGUCCUUCCAAGAUGGUGAUACCAUUAUCAAUGUUCAGCAAAUCGAUGACGGCUGGAUGUAUGGGACCGUGGAACGUACAGGAGACACAGGCAUGCUUCCUGCAAACUAUGUGGAGGCUAUUUGAUUGAGACCCCACCUCAUCAUUUAUCUCAAAAUCAUGAAGCAUUCCAGUGCAACCCUGACCCUCCUAAUGUUUGGGAGAGGACAGCAACAUUUCCUAUUUUAUGUCCGUAUUGUCUUUAAAACUCUUCUGAUGUCUCCUUCCAGCAGAGGGGCUAAUUACCUCUUGCUUCAUCCCUUAUAUUCUAAAAGAAUAUAGCUUGGGGUGGUGCCUCCCUUGUAUCUGUUCAACCUCUCAAUGCGCUUUGCACUGGUAUAUAAUUUUUAUUUUUUUUAAUAGACUGGAGGGAGCGAGUAGUUCUUAAAACAUGAGCCAUGUGUUAAUUUCACAUUCCAGUUAUCCAAUUUACAAAAUUACUGGAUCAAAAGUAUGCAACACUUCAGUAAUUGAGAUACCCACUUCUUUUCAUAAAAUUCAAUUCUUAAAUCCAAAUUAAGAAUUUUUUAUUUUUUAAAUAAAAUAGCAACAUUCCAUUUCUUCCCAAAGAAACUUGAGAUUUAAAAAAAAAUACAAAAUUGUAAUUUUGAUUUUAUCAUGAGCUGCAUAUUUGAAAAGUCAAGUUAGCCAAGAUUGGUUUGUCUUUACAGUAUCUUCUUCCAGUAGAUGUUUUCACUAUUUUGUUACUCAUCAAAACUGUCAAUAUUUAAGAACAUUCCUGGCAUUUAUCUGGGAAACGUUUUCAAAUGUAGAACUAGUUUAAAUAUAGAUUGGCGGAUACCCUUCUACAAUAUACAGAAUAAUCGUGUCUAAAAGAAGCAUUUGCCUGGUGCAUUGUGUUACACAAAUACAUUUCAAUUUAUGCCCCCUCUGUUCUUCUGGUUGUCACGCAAUGGCAAUUUCAUGUUUAUUUGGGGGGAGGUGAAGGAAUGUAAAAUAUAUACCAUAAUCAGCACAAUCUACUUUGUCUCUGAGCGAUACCAAUCAUCACGCUAAUCACAUAAGGGUGCUAGCCACAAUAUGUCUGAAAUUUGACUUUAAAAUAAAGAUAUAAAUGUAUAGUGUAGUAAAUUAGUAGACCACUUAAAAGAUUUAAUUAUAAUAUUUUUACAUUUAAAUUCCCCCAGUGUAUGUAUAUGUGUAUACAGGUAUACCCCGCUCAUACAGCGGGUUAGGGACCGGAGCCCCGCUGUAAAGUAAAAACCGCCUUAAAGUGAAACAAGGCGGCUUUAGCUUUCGUUUCAGUGUUUAAAAACGUAAAUAUUUGAACUAACAUAUAUUAGGGGUGCAAUAGUUCUAUGUUUAGUUUAACACUAGCACAGCACAGUAUUCAAUUAGUAUUCAAUAAAUACUGUAUCUGUAAAAUAGUGACAAUUACUGUAGUAAAAUUUGCCAGACUAUAGCACUGAGACACAGAUUGCACUGCAAUGCAGUUAACAGAGUGAACUAAGCAUAACAAAAUGGUGCCAGCCACAAAGCGCUGUAUUAGCGAAUCGCUGUAAAGUAAAGCGCUGUAAAGUGAGGUAUACCUGUAUGUAUAUAUAUAUAUAUAUAUGUAUAUAUGUGUGUGUAUGUAUGUGUAUAUGUAUGUGUAUAUAUAUAUAUAUAUAUAUAUAUAUGUAUGUAUGUGUAUAUAUAUAUAUAUAUAUAUAUAUAUAUAUAUAUAUAUAAAAUUUCCCCCCCAUACUGUUACGUGUUUGAAACAUAGCUUCAGGUAGGUUUUAAGUAAAGGGACAAGUGUUUUCUUUUUUUUUAAUAAAUAAAAAACAUGUAUAUAACAGACGAAUAGCAAAACGGUUAGGGACAACAUUAAUGUUUUAAUUUUUGCUUGUUUUUUUUAAAUAAUAUUGAUUUUUUUUUAAAAAGCUUAUUUUGUCUCAUACACUUUUCUGCUUUGACAGCCCCCAAAGUUCUGAUUUUCCUUUUUUUUUUUAUUCCACACUUGGUCUAAACUAGGUAAUCUAGUAUGUUUUAUUAAGUACAAUGAAUUCUAGUUGGCCAACAAUGAUUGUUUUGUAAACAACACCUAAGGGAGUAUUACAAGAACUAACCACACUUGUCUAUUGACUUUACACAUUUUAAUAACGGCAGUCCUAAUGCUAACGUUGUCAAAGCUGUAAACUAAAGCACCUUGAGCCAAAUUUCUGCUCUGUUUGUUUCUUACUUGUAAAUUAAGACCUGCAGCAACAGGAAGAUUAUUUUUUUUGCUUAGAUUACAUACAGGUCUAUAUCAUAAACUAUGCUCCAAAUUCUUUAAUUUGUGUAUAUUUUAAGGCCCUUACCCUGGGAGUAAGACAGAAGAGAAACACAGAUGUUAAAGGGACACUAUACCCAAACAUUUUCUUUCAUAAUUAAGGUAGAGAAUACAAUUUUAAACAACAUUCCAAUUUACUUCUAUUACUUAAUUUGCUUCAUUCUUUAGAUAUACUUUAAUGAAGAAAUAGCAAUGCACAUCGUGAACCAAUCACAGGAGGCAUUUAUGUGCAGCUACCACUCUGUAGCUACUAAGCAUAUUUAGAUAUGCUUUUCAGCAAAUAAUAUCAAGAGAAUGAAGCAAAAUAGAUAAUAGAAGUAAAUUAGAAAGUUGUUUAUAAUUGUAUGCUCUUUCUAAAUCAUGAAAGAAAAAAUUUGGGUUUCAUGUCCCUUUAUAUUAUUAAAAUGUGUGAGCUAAACUGUAAAGUACAUGGGGUAAAGCACAAGUUUCUGCAAUACUCCUACAUCACAUUUAACAAAAGCACAAUUACUAGAGCAAAUCAAACUGGAACUUGGGAAGUUCUUACACAAUACUGUAAAAUACUUUACACAUUCCUAACCAAUUAUGCAUCUUUUUUUUUCCAUCUGCAGAUAGCUAACUUCUUUUUAGAUAAAAAAAAUAAUUUGUCUGAAGCACUCCAUCUUUACGGUUAUAGUGAAACUGUACAAGGAAAUGAAUUCAUUAUGUCCUUCUGCAUUGAAAAGGGUUAAUUGGCACUACCAUAUUAGACCAUUUCACUGGACCAAAUUUUUGCCCCAUCUUGUGUAACGCCCUCUUGCCAACACAUUGCCUCUUGUACUUUUCAAUCAUGCAUAUUUUCUCUCAGUGUUUAGUUUAUCUUUAUCCCUUAGCUGGAAAGCCUUUGUAUCAAAUUGCUUGGGCCUAUAAUCAACCAGUAAAAAUGAUUAAAAUAUAUAAAUUGUGCCGCUAAGAAAAUAAGCUUUCUUGGUUUACUCAAAUUAAAAAUAAAAAUAUCAUAUUUUUAA